Messenger RNA from Megalops cyprinoides (Indo-Pacific tarpon), 3090 nucleotides. It is a transcript of the gene hao1, whose product is annotated as hydroxyacid oxidase (glycolate oxidase) 1. Lineage: Eukaryota; Metazoa; Chordata; Actinopteri; Elopiformes; Megalopidae. Gene Ontology annotation, molecular function: oxidoreductase activity; FMN binding. The record is from RefSeq and is a predicted model, not a curated record. The transcript has 8 exons. The coding region runs from base 29 to 1138 and encodes 369 amino acids.
UUGAGGCAGUGGAUUGCCAAACGGAAACAUGUCUGCGACGUUCGUCAGUGUCCACGACUAUGAGCAGGAAGCGAAACGAAUUCUCCCUAAAGCCGUUUUUGAUUAUUACUUUUCUGGGGCGGACGAACAGGAGACACUGGCCGAUAAUGUAGCUGCGUUUUCCAGGUGGAGGCUGUUUCCUCGAGUGCUGCGGGAUGUCUCCCGGCUGGACCUGUCCGUCUCUGUGCUGGGGCAGCAGCUCAGCAUGCCUGUGUGUGUGGCGGCCACAGCCAUGCAGCGUAUGGCACACCCUGACGGAGAGACCGCCACCAUGAGAGCUUGCAGUUCAGCUGGGACCGGAAUGAUGCUUAGCUCCUGGGCCACAUCCACCAUUGAGGAGGUGGCAGAGGCUGCCCCAGACAGCGUACGCUGGAUGCAGCUGUACAUCUACAAGGACAGGGAUCUGACAUUGUCUCUGGUCCGACGGGCUGAGAAAGCCGGCUACAAGGGCAUCUUUGUCACCGUGGAUACACCUUACCUGGGCCGGCGCCGGAAUGAUGUACGCAACAGAUUCAAACUUCCCAGCCACCUGAGGUUGGCUAACUUCGCAUCCCCUGACCUGGCGUUCUCCUCUAAGGAGGGGUACGGGGACGACAGUGGUCUGGCCGUGUACGUGGCCCAGGCCAUCGACCCCACGCUCCAGUGGGAGCACAUUGCCUGGCUCAAAAGUGUCACCUCACUGCCUGUGGUGCUAAAGGGAGUGAUGAGAGCUGAAGAUGCAGUGGAGGCCCUUAAGUAUGGCGUGGAUGGGAUUCUGGUGUCCAAUCAUGGCGCGCGGCAGCUGGAUUCUGUCCCGGCCACUAUCGAUGUCCUGCCGGAGAUCGUGGAAGCGGUGGGGGGCAGAGUGGAGGUGUUCCUGGAUGGAGGGGUACGCAGGGGGACAGAUGUGCUGAAGGCCCUGGCCCUGGGUGCGACAGCCGUGUUUGUGGGACGCCCUGUCUUGUGGGGACUCGCUUGUGGGGGUGACAAAGGUGUCAGUGACGUCCUGCAGCUGCUACGGGAGGAGCUGCACCUGGCGCUAGCACUAGCAGGCUGUCGCUCCCUGAAAGAAGUAGAUAAAUCACUUGUGAAGAAAUCUGGGUUUUAUUCAAGGAUCUGAGGAGGUGUGGUUUCUGGAUGGAUACAGACCACUGAACAAGGAUUGGAAUUUCUCCGUGGAUCAAAGGAUCCUGUUUACUGCUAUGGAAACUAACACUGAAAAGACACUGUCUGACAGUUAAAAUUUAUAAUAUUCGCACACAUGUGACAGCAUAACAUAACUGUACAGGAAAAGAACAGAAUUGAUCCUUUCCAGAUGAUAUCUAGAAUACAAGAUUGAGUCAAAUUAAUCUGAUAUAUGCAGAAUAGUUUAGUAUAUCAGGUUUUAUAGAUACAUUAAGAUAUGUUUGACUGGAGUCAUCUGUAAUGAAAGAUAUACGCAAACAAAAACAGUAAUAUUUUUCAAAUAAAUAUUUAAAUACUGAUAAAUCAAACUCACACUUCAGUCUGCAAGUCUACAUUCCAGUGAUGUAAUUUCAAAUAGUAUAAAAUACUAUUCAUGUUCUUUCCAGGAUAAGUUAUAAAGGUUAUUUUUUUCACGGUCUCUUAACUGACAUGUAUGACAGACUCUAGGAAGGUAUGUGUCUUCUUCAGGAGACACAAGAAAGUAUCAGUGUUUAAAGAAGGAAAAAUAACUCUGCACUACAGGGCUGAAUGAGUUCCUUAAGGACUUUACAAAACUAAACUUUACACAGCUUGUCAUGCCUGUGGCUGAGAGGAAAUGAUGUCAUGAGGAAAUUGCUCGCCCCGCUUCCCUGACAGCUCAAUCAGCAAUGACUCAACACGUUAUUGUGCCUGACAUCACCUUGCGUCUGAACACAAAAGCGUGUCCAAAAAUUCAAUGCUCCUCCCAUGCCAACACAUCACUGAGAGUGUGCUUGUCACUUUGCGAAGCAUUGCUUCUGUGUCAAACAGCUUCACACAUGCUGAGACGGAGCAUUGAAAGUUUGAAAACCUUUCAUAUGAAAAUAUUUACACAUGCACAUUGAUGUGCUCUGUGCAAAUUGCAUUUGCAUUCCCUGUUCCGUGCGGUCACAUUUGUUUAGACAUAAAUCAAUCAAAAUAUGAUUUGUUGAGUAUGUAAACAAUUUGCAUACUCUUUCAGAUGGGAUGGAGAUGCAACAUCUCUUUCUCUGGUUUAUUUUCUUGCUGCCCAUUUGCAGGAGGCUGUGAGAGAGUGUGGUCUCGCUGUGACGCUAGAAGCAGCCUAUGAAUAUUUACACAGUCCCUGCAGGACCCCAAAGGCACACAGGUAAAAUAAAAAAAGCAGUGAAAGUUCAGAAAGGUCAUGCAAACUCCAUGGGAUUUCUUUCCUAACACUUUCCAUGGCCGAGUCAUAGCGGCUCAAUGAUUCCAUUAUAUCCUCGGACUUUUGGAAAACAAACUUUGUCAGGACCCCGUUCAUUAGCACCUUCUACUCUGUUUGAACCCGGCUGCUCGCUGGGGCCUCAAAGGGAAUCCCUUUUUCCGAAAUCAGACGCACUGUACACAAAGCCCUCAUCUGGGGCUUUCCACUGCAAACUGCUCGGGACCAGAAUAAGAUCUCCACGGUGCAGUAAAAAAGUCUGGAGGAAAGAGCCUGGAGACUCAACAGUGUUUGAAGGUAAAGAAAACAGAGUCACUGUUUGUGCAGUUCAAGAGUCAAAGGCGAGGCUCAUGGCUGUGGUGACUCACUGCUACAGCACAUUGAUCAACUCAGCACAGAACUCAUAAUUUUGUCUUCUGUUUCUCAGCUUCAGUUUUUAGUUGUAGUAGUCUUUCUAUGAGCUCCAUGUAGACUUGGUGCUGUUUUCUCAAACCUGUAUUUGUAACACACAAAAAUGAACUGCUAUAACUACAUGCACCUAAACUUCUAUAAGUUAUAGAAAUAUAUCAGACUUAAACCGCUGUUUACUGUUAAACUUGUUUAAUGAUUUAAAAAAUGAACAUUUUUUCCAUUUCUUAACUUUUCAAUUAACAAGUUUUGUGGAAUUAUUUGCAUCAUUGUUCACCAGGCACUAUGCAAACAAGGAG